AUGGAUACGCUAUUUAUUGUCAUGGAUGGAGCUAUUGUUUCCUCUACAGCUUCAACGCCGACUUCUGAUUCAUUUUCUUGUACCGAUAAAACAAUAUCCGCACCUGCAUGUUUUGGAGAGUUAGGAAUGGUACGUCACAACGAGUGCUGGACUCAGACACUUAAGGCUCAGUCAACACGAGCAGUCAAGUUAUUGGCAUUGCCCAAGCUAACGCUCGAAACACUAUUGCAUCGAUUUUUUACGACCAGAAAAGCUUCUUCUUCUUCUUUAAUCACGGUAAAUGUGCAACCAAGAAGACCAUCGUCAUCGUCUGCAGGAUUCGCUAGACGUUCUAUAAAGUCGAAGAGGCAAUCAAUUAUUGCACGUCGGCCAUUGACAGCUGUGCCAGUUGCUGCGGCAAAAGUCAACAUUGAGCGAUGGCAUAAGGUUCGCGAUGAAACACUUUGCGAUUAUCGAGCGGGUCUUGAGGCUGAACAGCGAGCGGCUGCACUUGAAGCGAGUCAAAGGGCGAUGACUGAUUUAUACUCAGCCUCUAUUGAAGGUAACAAUACAGGUCUGCGAGACUCGACAACUUCACCACAAGAGAGUCCACAUGAUGAUUGUGAUAUUGCGUAUCCCAAAGCACUUUCAGAUGAAAGCACUCAAUUGGACACGAUGUUAACUUCUCGAGAUAUUAUCAAUUUUUCUGGUUUGAAUAAAAAAGAUAGCGCUUGUUUGCAGAGCGAUCUAGACAAAGAGCCCAUCACUGAUCUUCCAAAUCAACUGCGAGAUUAUUAUCGGGCGCUUAAUAAGCGACGUUCGACCUUGAAGAUGCAACAGGCUGCUAGUGCACCUCCUGACUCGAUAAAUCAGCCGAUUCCUUCAUCACAAACGACAAGAAUGCAAAUUCCGAUAGGUAAGGCCACUAGUCGCACCGCCUCGAUAUUAGCCGGAUGGGCUGAAAAAGAGAGAUCUGCCGGUCGGAACGCUGCCACUAAAGACGAAUCCAGUGAUGCAAGUAAAGCUGAUACGCUCGAGUGUCGUUCAAUUUCAAAUGAUUUAUUGUCGGUAGAGAAAAGUCAUUCUUCUGCAGUCACAAGUUCAAAAUUCGGUACGCAAUCGAAAAGUUCCGACUUGAGCCAAAAAAGCGAUGUAAUAUGCUUAAUAGGUGAACUGGACCCCGUCGUCCUAGAGGUAGCAAAUGUCGACAAGACUACGCCAUCCUUUGACCAGGCGGGGAGUGAUGUCGCUCACUUAUCGCUUGAUUGCAAGUCGACGUUGACCAAGCAAAAAACUUUGACGACAGCGGCACGGAACAGAAAGAUGUCUGACGAAAACAUCACGAGAAAGAAUCCAACCAAAAAGCAAACUUCACAUAGUAUAGCUCUGCUGAGUAGUCAACCUCAGUCCGGCAGCCACGACGUGUUAAAAACGUCUUUGCAUGUGAUGGAUCAAUAUCACAAUCAUGCAUCAGAUCCACAUCCUGUCAGUCUUCAGCAACGCAUGGAUCACGUUUUAAAUGAGCUGCGGUUUUCAUCUGGUCUUAAACUAGAAAUUGGGCUUAAAUACUCCCACGCCGACCACUAUGAUCGUUUUCCAGUGGCCGUACAGCUUUGGGAACGAGUUUACCAAACUGUUGUGGAGCGAGAAAGUGUUAUGACGACACUAUGGGACUUUGAGAUAUUGGCAAGUGACCCUCGUCGUCAUUUUCGUUCACUUUCUACCCGUCGAUUGCAAGAGGAGAAAGAGCGAGAUGCACUGAUGUCAAAGUUAGAUCAAAUUUCAGCCUCCUGUUUGAAAGCAAUGGACGAGCUCUGGCAAAAUUGUGGGGAUAACGUUUAUCUUGGUGAUCGCUCUUAUCGUGAAAAAAUGAAAGCAGAUUAUACGGAGCUGCUGUACCAAGUGGAACAGGAGAGACUUCAUUUAAUAUACAAUGAAGUGCAACCUCGUAUCGUACCAGAUUCUCAAAGUAAAUUUCUACGAAAAAACAUUGCAGAGGCUUCAACGUGUUUAGAAUUGAGACAACCACCUAUAAAUGUGUCGGCAGUGACUCCUUGUCGUCCAAGUAGUAGAAAGGAUCUCAAUUCUCCCAAUCAAAAUCGAGUGAAGUAUGAGAACAUGACGACUUCAAUACCUGCUGACUCCAAAGAUGGACGGAAGAUCUCGAGCAUUGUUGUUGACGGAGCUGAUGCCGAUCCAACCCGAACUCGAUUUAGACUAGCUACUCCUCGUGAAUCUCUUUUUAUUCCUGUUGGCUUUCAUGGCGAUUCGUCGACACCAGGAGAUGAGCAGCACAGGAGAAAAAGAGGAUCGCAAGUCACAGUUCAAAUUCAGCAGCAACGCCAAAUUGAGCUACUCGCAUUUACCAGACAGUUUAAGCAGCAAUCGAAUGAAUGCUCCAAUCUCGAAGAAGCAAUGACUGGAUCUCAACUCAUUCGGCAACCAGAGGCGACGGCAAUUACAACAAAAAAAUGCAAGGAUAUCGUCGCUCGAAGCCAAUUACACGCAAACCGAUCCUCACUGAAAAAACUGGUCCAGCAGAUUGUGACUCGUUCCAAAAAAUAA
Molecule: messenger RNA, 2544 nt
Organism: Plasmopara halstedii
Lineage: Eukaryota; Oomycota; Peronosporomycetes; Peronosporales; Peronosporaceae
Product: Cyclic nucleotide-binding domain
Exons: 1
Coding region: 1-2544 (847 amino acids)
Source: RefSeq, a predicted model, not a curated record